AUGGCAAAGGGACGCUUUGCCUUAUUUGUGGAGCAAAACAUGGGACAGGUCUCACGCUUCAUUGUCUAUGCUGUGCUAGAAUGGACGUUGAUCAUUCUGCUCUUCAUUGAUGGGUUUGUUGCAUUUGUUGCCAAUGAAUUUGCCAAGUUAUUUGAGCUCACAAGCCCCUGCUGGCUUUGCACCAGGAUCGAUAGCAUUUUCGUUAACAGAGGUCGCGAUUUCUAUUACAAUGACUCCAUUUGUGAGUCUCACAAGAAAGAUGUUUCGUACCUUGCUUAUUGCCAUAACCACAAGAGACUAUCUGACAUAAGAAAGAUGUGUGAGGCAUGUCUUCUUUCAUUUGCAACCGAGAAAGAGUCUGAUUUCGACACAUACAAGUCUCUAGUUGGGAUUUUGCACAAGGAUCUCGAGUGCUUUGUUGAGGAUGAUCAGCAUCAAAUCCAGCUGAGUGUGCCUGCAGCACGAACAUGGGAGGAUGCAGGGACGAUCGAGAAAAGUAGGGACAGCAUGACUAUAGGGUGUUCAUGUUGCGGUGCACCAUUAAAGUUGAGUCAAUCUCCUUCCUACCCCAAAGGGAAAAGUGUUGCCGGGAUACGCGCGCAGGCUCCUACACCUUCUCCACGAGCACCCUUAGGAAAAAAUGAAGUUAAUCCUGGUUUGGACUUGCCCCCUAUUCGAUACACAGAGCUGAAGUUUAUGUCUGAGAAUGAGUCUGAGCUUCCAGAGGAUGAGUAUGGAGCACGCUCAAAAAAUCGUGAGUCUUCUAAGUUCCUAUCUAUGAAGGAAGAACCAAAAGCUGCUACACUGCCAAUAUUGGCAGAAGGUGAUGAGCUAACUGAUGAUGCUAAUAGGACUCCAAUAUAUGGUAAAGGAAACAGGUUCUUUGGCAUCCCACUAACAGAUUCAGCUCAAAAUAGUCCUAGGGUGGCUAUGAGGAUCUCAAAGAAAUCACCACUUGAAAAGAGCGAGUUUGUUUUGGAUUCUGUUGAUGGAAUUCUUCCAAGUGAUGUGGAUUGUGAUUCGAUUUUGCAAAGACUGAAGAGACAGGUUCGCUUGGACAAGAAGUCACUAAUGGCUCUGUACAUGGAACUCGACGAAGAAAGAAGUGCUUCAGCUGUAGCAGCCGACGAAGCAAUGGCUAUGAUCACAAGGCUACAAGCAGAGAAGGCUGCUGUUCAGAUGGAGGCAUUGCAAUAUCAGAGAAUGAUGGAGGAGCAGGCGGAGUAUGACCAAGAAGCGCUGGAAGCAACAUAUGAUUUGCUUGCCAAGAGAGAAGAUAAUAUCAGGGAAUUAGAGGCUGAACUAGAAGCUUAUAGAGAAAAAUAUGGAUUGUUGAAGGAAUUUGUCUACAAGGACCAAGAUGAGGCUGCUGAAUCUGGUGAUCCUAAGGAGGAGAAUGCAGAGGCUGCCCUUGGUGACAGUUUGAAACCACUGAAAGGGGAGAAGACCUACCUCCUUGGGAGAUUAAAGAGACAAGACAAGAGGAACUUAUCAUCUAAUGGGUUUAACCUGCCAGAUGGUCUGAAUGAGGAUGAGAUAGGAAAUGGAAACAAAGCUGCCCUAACAAGACAAUUGUCACUACUGUCUCAUCUUAGUGAUAGGGUGAAGGCUCUUGAAUCAGACACUGGAUUCUUAGAGUAUGCUGCUAAGACACUCGAGCAACAUAGUGAAGGAACAAAACUUUUGACAGAGGUAACUCAAAAUCUGCAGAAGCUGCGGCACCUUGUGAAUAUGCCUAUGGAGGAACAAAACAAGAUGCAUCCGGAGGAACAAAAAAAGGGACUAACCAAGAAGACACCUUUAGAGGAACAAAAGAAGGAGCAAAACAAGACCCCGCCUCCGGAGGAGCAAGGCAAGAGGCCAACACAGGAACAAAAGGAGCAAAAUGAGCUAAACAAGGCAUCUUUGGAGGAGCAAAAUAAGACACCUCUGAAGGACCAAACGGAGGAGCAAGGCAAGAAGCCUCCGCAGGAACAUACGGAGCAAAAUGAGCUAAACAAGACGUUUUCGGAGGAACAAAAUGAAAUUCCUCCAGAAGAACAAAACAUGACAUCACCAGAGGAACAAAAGGACGGAUUAUCUGAAUAG
Messenger RNA from Argentina anserina (silverweed cinquefoil), 2088 nucleotides. RefSeq names its product probable myosin-binding protein 5. NCBI's taxonomy places the organism in Eukaryota, Viridiplantae, Streptophyta, Magnoliopsida, Rosales, Rosaceae. The record is from RefSeq and is a predicted model, not a curated record. Gene Ontology annotation, molecular function: myosin binding.